Molecule: messenger RNA, 1716 nt
Organism: Clonostachys rhizophaga
Lineage: Eukaryota; Fungi; Ascomycota; Sordariomycetes; Hypocreales; Bionectriaceae
Source: the annotation of a GenBank genome assembly
AUGGAGCAAGACCCCGAGCAGCAUCGAGAGUUCACAAAGUCCAGUGUCGUGAUCGUUGGCGGGGGCUUUUCGGGGAUGUGCAUGGCGAUCAAGCUGCUAGAAGCCGGAAUUCGAGAUUUUAUCAUCCUUGAAAAAAGCACUGGCUUUGGAGGGACGUGGAAGGAUAACGCAUAUCCUGGAUGCUGUUGUGAUGUGCUUUCGACCCUCUACAGCUAUUCGUUCGAGCAGAAUCCGAAUUGGUCGAGACGAUACCCCGCUCAAGGGGAAAUUCUUGACUAUGUGAGGGAGGUAGCCACCAAGUACAAGCUAUACUCAUUCGUGCGAUUCGGCUCCGAGGUCACCGAAGCGACUUGGGAUAAAGCGUCGAAGGAAUGGAACGUCUCUGUCCGAAUGCUGUCUAGUAAGGAAGCCGAGGCUUGCGAUAGUUACACUAUCCAGACAAAUUUCUUCAUUUCGGGAGUUGGGCAACUCAACCAACCGUACUGGCCACAAAUUCCAGGCCAAGAGUGUUUCCAUGGGAAGAUCAUGCAUGCGGCGCGAUGGGACUGGAGCUAUGAUUUGACAGGAAAGCGCAUCGCAAUUAUUGGAAACGGGGCCGCUGCUGUUCAAAUUGCCCCGGAAGUAGCCAAGGUGGCGUCACAACUCACCAUUUUCCAGAGAACGCCCAAAUGGGUUAUUCCGAGGUUGGAUGAUGAGGUACAGGAGUGGAAGAGGGGUCUGCUCCGGAACGUGCCCUUCCUGCUUCCCAAAAUCCGAGCUCUCAUCAUGGAUCGCAAUGAAGGGACCUAUGAGUCCCUCAUCAGACGUGGAUCUGCGGAAUCUGCCGAGUUGACCAAAGAAAGCAUCGCAUUCCUGCACUCGGAGCUUCCGGAUCGCCCAGACCUAUGGGAGAUACUUACACCAAACUAUGCGCCGGGAUGCAAGCGGAUUCUCAUCACUGACGACUAUUACAAGACUCUUCGUCUUCCUCAUGUCGCUCUGGAGACUAGAGACAUCGGAACGAUCACGGAGGAGGGCAUCCAUGUGGGCCCUCCGAAGACAGAAGGAGAGUCCUUGGGAUUUGACCUGAUUGUAUUUGCUACAGGAUUUCAGACUCAACAGUUCCUGCACGGCAUCGACGUGCGUGGGGUUGAUGGUCGACCAUUGGGAGACAUUUGGGAGAAAGGCGCCAGUGCGCUGUACGGUAUCACAGUCGAGAGCUUGCCUAAUUUUGGCAUUCUCUAUGGUCCUAAUACGAAUCUGGGCCACAACUCCAUCAUUCUGAUGAUCGAGGCACAAGCACGGUACCUCCUAACAAUUGUCAAAGAGGUUCUGAAAUUUGCCCAGCGAGGUCAAGGACUGGUCAUUACUCCACGGCUAGGCAGGCUCCGGGAAUGGAAUGCUCAACUGCAAAAAGACUUGGAUAAGACUACGUUUGCCGAUCCACUAUGUAGCAGUUGGUAUAAGAACAAGGACGGCCAUAUCACCAACAACUGGGGCGGAACUGUGGUUGAGUAUCAGAAGCUCCUCUCCAAGGUGGAUUGGUCUGACUUCGAACUCGAACAAGACGACAGGGACCCUUCCUCGUUACCAUCUGGAGCAGUGACCAUUGGAAGAGUUGUGGAAGAAUCGUUGGUUCGGCCGCAAGCCAUGAUUGGCGGUGUUGCUGUCGGUGCACUCGCUACCGUCAGUUAUCUUGUGUAUCGAAAUCGUCGGAGGAUUCCUCUCCUUGAUUGA